Molecule: messenger RNA, 1458 nt
Organism: Cercopithifilaria johnstoni
Lineage: Eukaryota; Metazoa; Nematoda; Chromadorea; Rhabditida; Onchocercidae
Source: the annotation of a GenBank genome assembly
AUGAGAGUCGAACGAAGACUAGAUGAUGAUUAUUUCAAUUUUGUAACUCGAUUGGUGAAAAAUCAGGAAAAACAACAAUUGAUUGUUUUUGGUGAACAUUUAUCAAAUGUUAGUCGAUUUUGGUUCUCAGUUGAUUUCACGUGUGCACCUGAAAAGAUCAUUCAUUCGGCAUAUUUAAAUGUACAAAUUGAACGACGAAUAGAUGAUCAUAUGCUACAGUGUGUUGUCAAUACCUUAGGUUCAAAUAUAACCCGCCCAAUGCAAUUAUGUGUCGAACCAUCUCAGCUAAUGCCGCAGCCUAGUAUGGAAAAUAUGGAAUUUACACAGAUUAUUUUGGAAGAAACAGUGACUCAUUUAUUUCCUCUUUACAUCCAAUUAAUGAUAAUUUGUAUGUGUGCCACGUUAAGCGCCAUAUUCUCAGGCCUUACCACUGGUUUGAUGGCACUAAGUACCGACGAUCUUAAGUUAAUAGCGCAAGGUAGCGAAGAUAAGAAGGAACGUGAAUAUGCUUCCAAUAUUUUACCAUUACGUGCUCGUGGGAAUUUCUUACUUUGUUCAAUCGUACUUGGCAAUGCUAUUUGCAAUACAUUGGUCACAUUGCUUAUCAGUGAUUUAUGCGAAUCAGUGAAUGGAUAUUUCCUUAAUAUUGCAUUAUCGUUAGUGAUACCAACUGCCAUAAUCACUUUGCUUGGCGAUAUUAUUCCGCAAGCUAUAUGCGCACGCCAUGCUUUAUGUAUUGGCAGCCGAACGCGCUAUCUGACAAUAUUUUUCAUGGUGCUUUCUGCGCCUCUUUCAUAUCCCUUUUCGCUUGCUCUCGAUUGCUUGCUUGGUAAAGAAGGUCGAGAUGUUUAUGAUCGAAAAACUCUUCGUGCAUUGAUUACUAUGCAACGAGAUUUAACCAAAGAAAAAUUAAGCAAUCAAAUGGAUGGUGAAACAACGGAUUUGGUGCUGGCAGCUUUCGAUUUACCAGAAAAGAUAGUCAAAUCGGUAAUGACUCCUAUCGAUAAGAUAUUCAUGCUAUCUGAUCAAAGUGUUAUCGAUAAAACACUUCUAAAGACUAUUGCUGCCAAAGGCCGUACCCGAAUUCCAAUCUACAGUGGCACUGAUCGCAAUACGAUUAUGGCGAUAUUAAAUAUGAAAGAUUUACUACCAUUUUGUAAGACAAGUUUCUUAAACAUUGGUACAGUUGUGCAACUGUGGAAGCGUAGCAGUCAAUUUCGCUUCAUUAUUGAUAGUAUGCCAGUUUUGCAAUUACUUAUCGAAAUGAGGGCUGGGAUACACAUCGCUAUGGUUGUCACUUAUGAUGAGCAAAAACGAGACUACAUCGUUCAGGGACUUGUUACACUUGAAGAUCUCAUCGAAGAGGUAGUUGGGGAAAUUUUUGAUGAACAAGACGUAAGAAUUCGAAGAGCAGGUCAAAUGAGCCGAAAUUGGCGAAGAACGCAUGUAUACAUGUGA